UUUGACUCAGUAGAGUGCGCAUACAUUUCCAUCGGACUUCGUUUUGUAUGACAACCUAUGACUAAUUCCACUACCUUCCAAUGAGUAGUAUGUUGAUGGGUCUCACAGCUAAACCCUAAGGCAAUCCCAUUAACAGGCUUUACGAAACACCAAAACAUAAUUCGUUUACAUUCCAUGAUGAUGCGUGACUCUUGGUUAAGAGAAGUGGCAAAGUGCAUAUUACUAUUGACUCUUACUGGCGUUUUGUGGAGUCUUCCCUUUGUCAGAGGCGAAACAUGUAAUUCCAACCUAAAAAUUCGACCCGUUGUCGACAUCUCUUCACGUUCAGAGAAAAACAGUUUACCCAUUGGUGCCUCUUUAACCCUGACUUGUACAGCGGAGCCCAGAAGGAUAGACUCAGUUUAUGUGGAUAGAUGGGUCGAUUAUGUCGAGUGGUACGAUCCACAGGGUAGACAAGUUGGAGCAAAAUGCCGACAGCCCUCAAACAUACAUGCUCAUAAACUUAAAUUAAGCUGCCCAUUAGUGCUCAAAAAUUUGACAGUUAACAAAUUUGGGCGCUACACUUGCCAAGCGGGCAAUGGUCACCCAAAACACUGCACAAGGAAACCAUUUGAAAUAGAGAUCCAAGAUGCCCAAAUACCCGAGAUUGUUGAAGGUCCAAAGAACCAAAGUGCCUCGUUUGGUUCCAAUGCUACAUUUAGCUGCACUGUUAAGGGUCUUCCCAGGCCAACUAUUCAUUGGAUAAAGGACAAUGCUUCAUAUUCUUUACAGUCGCAUCCCAGAACAAGUGUCAUUCAGGACGACAAAAAAAUUCGCAGCCUGCUCUUAUUAACAAGAGUAAAGAAGGAAGAUUAUGGAAAAUAUCAGUGCAUUGCAAGUAACGGUGUCGGUAGAAAAGAAUCAGGAGUUGUUUUCCUAAUCCCAAGGAAUUUAGGAAAGCCGGAGAUAGUCGAACAUCCAAGAAGUCAAACUUAUUCUGUUGGUUCCGACCUAGUUUUCAACUGCACCGCCACUGGUCUUCCCAAGCCAAACAUUACAUGGAUUAAGAACAAUGAUCCAAAUGUUACAAAAACCAAUCCAAGGUUCAAAACCAUUCUUGAUUUAGAUGACACAAGAUGCCACAGCGUGCUGCUGAUAACAGACGCGACGAAGGAAGAUGCAGGGACAUAUCAAUGCUUUGUAAAUAACAGUGUAGGAGAGAAGACAUCAAAUGUGGCUUUUUUACACUUGAAGGAAGGCAAGUUAUCAAAUCAAGGGAACAAUUCAUGUUGA
This is a messenger RNA of Stylophora pistillata, 1272 nucleotides long. RefSeq names its product fibroblast growth factor receptor 4-like. NCBI's taxonomy places the organism in Eukaryota, Metazoa, Cnidaria, Anthozoa, Scleractinia, Pocilloporidae. Gene Ontology annotation, molecular function: ATP binding; transmembrane receptor protein tyrosine kinase activity. Gene Ontology annotation, cellular component: plasma membrane; signaling receptor complex. The record is from RefSeq and is a predicted model, not a curated record. Gene Ontology annotation, biological process: cell surface receptor protein tyrosine kinase signaling pathway; positive regulation of kinase activity; protein phosphorylation.